AUGAACACGCAGCAGGGCCCGAAAGAGGCCGGCCUAUACAGCCCUCUCAAGACCAACCAAGUCCGACUCCUGCGGCUGAAUCCAGACCCCGCCUCAGAUGAAGUGGGCAGUCUAGAAGUAGUGGAAUUGCGCGAUGCUUCUCCAUAUUACGCCGUUAGUCAUAGCUGGACGAGCCAGCACAGCUACCGGGACGUCCUCAUAAACAGCCGAGUCGUCACACUUGGAGCUGAUCUCGCCGCCUGCGUUCACAGGCUCUCGCAACUGGCAGGAAGCAACUCCGAGCUCGACCCUCCCGUCCGUCACAUCUGGAUCGAUAGCAUCUGCAUCGAUCAGUCCAAUCUCGCCGAGCGCGAAUCCCAAGUCUCCCUCAUGGGACAGCUGUAUCGCGGCGCCAUCAGAACGCUUAUCUGGCUCGGUCCCGAGUCGAGCGACUGUUAUGGUGCGUGGGAGCUGCUGGACAGCAUAUACCGCGUCUUUAGGCAGCAGAAUCCUGGAGCCACGGAGCCGAGUGACAUACCAACCUGCAUGUACCGUCCCUCUGCACAUGAAGCCUCCGGUCUGCCGCCGUGGGAAGACUUUCGGUGGUCGCAUCUCAAGAACCUCAUGGCAAGACGGUGGUUUUCUAGGAUCUGGGUCGUUCAGGAGGUCGCCUUGUCGACGCUGGAUCCCAUCUUCCUCCAUGGGGAGCAGUAUUUCCCCUGGAGUCACUUUGGCUGGGCGGCGGCCUGGCUGCGCAAAAAUGGCUACAUGCGUCUCUCUCAAGUGCCCGAGAAGCUACGCAAUAUCGACACCAUGGCUAACCUCCAGCGGGCGCAGACGUUGUGGCCCCUUGACGCACUAGUCUCGAUCACGCAGGUCAAAUUCAACGCCAGCGACCAGAGGGACAAGAUCUACGGACUCAUGGGACUUGCUCGCGAAUGUCAGGAUCUGGCUACUAUACCUCCCGAGUUGAGACCAGACUAUCAAAUUGAUGUGACGGAUGUAUACCUGAGGGUUGGGCGAUAUAUGCUGAAACAGAGUCGGUCACUUGCGUUCUUGAACCGAGGACGCUGUGUCGAUGGCAGCAUUACCAGAAGACAGCGGGAGAUGAGUCUAGAUAUACCUUCGUGGUGCCCCGACUGGAGCGAUUUGAAGAAUCCCAACGAAGGCAUCGCUACAACUCUCUCAUGGGUGCAUGUCGGAGACAAGUCCAGCCCAGCCAGACUCGGUUUCCUUGAACAGUUCUCUGCAGCCUCAGGGCUUGAACUUGAGAUCCGUCACGAAGACGACCCGCGGGUACUCUCACUCAUGGGUAUCAGAGUGUGCACAGUUGAGGUGGCUGUGCCGUUUGGCGUCAAUCCUUCUCGCAAGGUUGAUCCCGAGCAGCCUUUUACAGAACAGAUGAUGCGUAUCUUGUCAGAGGCGCUGAAGACACUCAAGAAGGAUUCCAUACCCACCUGGACGAGACACUUUGUCAGCGCCACUACGGUCAAGCAGCAUUCAUUUGUCGGCCGGGACUGGGAGCAGUCUGUCGCGGACGGCGCGGCCUAUAUCCAUCAUCUGCUCCUAAACGACGUAUCACUUUUGUCCUUGUGCGUAGAGCAGAGCGGGGAUUCGAAUGCUCUUUUCGUACUCCAGGAACUAUCUUCCGGUGGGGCUGCAGACUACUACAAGAGCCUAGUUCACAACUAUGGUUUUGAUAGGGCCUUCUUGGUUACUGCAGACGGAAGGAUGGGCAUUGGUCCAUCGAAUACUCGGCAGGGAGAUGCUGUUGUGGUGCUUGCGGGCGGUGAUGUGCCGUACUGUGUGCGCAAGGAGGGAGACUACUGGCUUUUGGUGGGCGAGUCGUGUGUACAGGGUCUGAUGAAGGGUGAGGCUAUAAAGGCAGUGAACCACGGUUUAUUGGUCAAAGAGAGAAUGCAUUUUAAGUAG
Molecule: messenger RNA, 1911 nt
Organism: Colletotrichum fioriniae
Lineage: Eukaryota; Fungi; Ascomycota; Sordariomycetes; Glomerellales; Glomerellaceae
Source: RefSeq, a predicted model, not a curated record